Molecule: messenger RNA, 1512 nt
Organism: Lobosporangium transversale
Lineage: Eukaryota; Fungi; Mortierellomycota; Mortierellomycetes; Mortierellales; Mortierellaceae
Product: fatty acid hydroxylase superfamily-domain-containing protein
Exons: 5
Coding region: 1-1512 (503 amino acids)
Biological process (GO): lipid biosynthetic process
Cellular component (GO): endoplasmic reticulum
Molecular function (GO): iron ion binding; oxidoreductase activity
Source: RefSeq, a predicted model, not a curated record
AUGACCGUCAUCAAGGUCGCCGAGUCCCUCGGACGGAUGUUUUAUAUGGUAUCACCCAAGGCAACGACGUUUGCUGAGGAAAAGGAUAUCCCCCCCUAUGUGUCCGAUGCUACUCCUUGGUUCGUCUUCUUUGUCUUUGCAGAAUUGAUCUACUAUAUUUUCAAGGACAAGGGCAAAGGAUUGAAACGUCAUGAUGGCAAAUGGGAACAAGGCAAAUACCGGAUGAACGACAUGAUUGGAUCACUAGGAGCUGGAUCAAUUCAACAAAUGUCUCGCUUCUUCUUGGGUUCUCUCCAGAUGGUUACCUAUAAUUACAUCUGGGAUCACUAUCGUCUUGAGUCCAUUGCCUUUGAUACUUUCAAACUCUCAACCUGGAUUGGAUGUUUCCUUGCAGUUGACUGCGCUUACUAUUGGUUCCAUCGUGCAGCACAUGAAGUCAACAUCUUUUGGGCUGGUCAUUCUGUUCAUCACAGCAGUGAAUACUAUAAUGUUACAACAGCACUGCGACAGUCCUUGGUUCAAACCUAUGCAUCGUUUCUCUUCAACCUUCCUCUUGCCCUCGUCUUUUCACCUGCACAAUUCGCUGUUCACUCACAACUCAAUUUGCUUUACCAGUUCUGGAUCCACACAGAAAUCGUUCCCCGUCUCGGCUGGCUCGAGUACAUCAUCAAUACCCCUAGUGCCCAUCGUCUUCACCACGGUCGUAACCCUUAUUGCAUCGAUAAGAACUAUGGUGGAACACUCAUUAUCUGGGACCGAAUGUUUGGUACCUAUGCCGACGAACGACUCUAUCCAGAUGUGGUUGCCCGUCCAGAAGAUGCAGAACCUGUUGCUUAUGGUCUAACCCAUCCUAUCAACACCUUCGAUCCUGUGGCGAUUCAAUUGGGUCAUUUCAAACAUAUCUGGAACAUGCUCUUGAUCACCCCCGGAAUCGCCAACAAGUUCAAAGUCGUCUUUUAUGGUCCCGGCUGGCACCUGGCCCCUCCUUCCGAACCCAGUAUCCCUCGAACGGGUCUCUUGUCCGAGAUCCCAGAUAUUGAUUUGAAGAACCCUCCCAAGAAGUACGAUCCUGAGUUGCCCUCCAAAUUCAAUUAUUAUAUCGCAUUCCAUUUCACGAUCGUCAUGAUCGUGGGAAGUGCACUGUUAGCAGAGGGUUACAAGGUCUUGCCAUUAUGGCAAACUCAAGCGAUCUGUAUUGGAUUCUUGGUCUCGUUAGUUGCAUUGUCCAAGAUUAUGGAUGUGAAGCCCUAUGGAUUGAAAGCAGAGUUGGUCAGGACCCUUGGAUUCUUCUUGUUGGCAGAGUUUGUGGCGAGAUCAGGAUAUUAUCAACAGACCUAUUGGGAGAGACGCUGUACCUUGUUGGUCGCCGAUACAUUCUUUGUCAGCAGUUUGUUCUUGGGUUGGAAUAUUUAUAAGCUUGGAUCUAACUGGAUGAAGGUUGUGCCUACUUCUAAUGCUGCUGCUGCCAUUGCUGCCAAGAAGGCUUUGAGGCAGAAGCUCAAGUCUAAUUAA